Lathyrus sativus (Indian pea) is the source of this 780-nucleotide messenger RNA. Lineage: Eukaryota; Viridiplantae; Streptophyta; Magnoliopsida; Fabales; Fabaceae. The record is from the annotation of a GenBank genome assembly.
AUGGCAACCAGAAGAUAUGCGAUUGGAAGAAUGGACGAAGCAAACCACCCAGACUCUAUAAGAGCAACCGUAGCUGAAUUCUUCUCCACUUGCAUCUUUGUCUUUGCUGGAGAAGGCUCCGCUCUUGCUCUAAGGAAGAUAUAUAGGGAUGAAGGUGCAUCGUCUGGUGAAUUAGUGGUACUUGCACUAGCUCAUGCUUUUUCACUAUUUGCCGCUAUUUCUGCUAGCAUGCAUGUAUCAGGUGGCCAUGUGAAUCCUGCUGUCACUUUUGGUGCUCUUAUUGGUGGUAGAAUCUCAGUUCUUAAAGCGGUUUAUUACUGGAUUGCUCAGCUUCUUGGUUCUGUUGUAGCUUCUCUCUUAUUGAGGCUUGUCACUAACAACAUGAGACCUCAGGCUUUCAACUUGGCGAUAAAUGUUGGUGCUGGACACGGGCUAGUACUCGAGAUUGCGAUGACAUUCGGUUUAAUGUAUGUUGUAUAUGCUACUGCCAUAGAUCCCAAAAGAGGCGUCAUUGGGUCAAUUGCACCCUUAGCAAUUGGACUUGUUGUUGGAGCAAAUGUUCUGGCUGGUGGUCCGUUUGAUGGUGCAUGCAUGAACCCUGCUCGGGCAUUUGGGCCUGCUUUGGUGGGCUGGAGAUGGGAUUACCAUUGGAUUUACUGGGCGGGUCCAUUGAUUGGAGCAGCAAUUGCAGCAGCUAUAUAUGAAUAUAUUAUGGUUCCAACUGUUCCUUCUUCUCAGACUCAUCCUCAACAUCAACCUUUGGUUGCUGAAGAUUACUAG